UUGGCCACCCUACGCGGGUGCAGGGUUGCGGGCGAGGGCGAGCUGCGUGCGGCAGUGCGCGCCGCCAUGUUGGGCGGGACGCGCGCCUGUCUGCUGCUCGCAGCCCUGCUCACAAUCCUCUACUCAGGAUGGUGUUCAGAGGACGAGGAGCGACUGGUCCGAGACCUGUUCCGUGGGUACAACAAGCUGAUCCGGCCGGUGCAAAACAUGACCCAGAAGGUCGACGUCCGCUUCGGUCUAGCUUUCGUCCAACUCAUCAACGUUAACGAAAAGAAUCAGAUUAUGAAAUCAAACGUGUGGCUUCGGUUAGUUUGGAUGGACUACCAGCUCAUGUGGGAUGAAGCAGACUACGGUGGGAUCGGGGUGCUGCGUCUUCCCCCCGACAAAGUCUGGAAGCCCGACAUUGUACUCUUCAACAACGCUGAUGGUAACUACGAAGUUCGAUACAAGUCCAACGUUUUAAUAUACCCUAACGGAGAAGUUUUGUGGGUUCCACCAGCCAUUUACCAGAGCUCCUGUACAAUUGACGUGACCUACUUCCCGUUCGACCAACAAACUUGUAUCAUGAAAUUUGGCUCGUGGACAUUCAAUGGUGACCAGGUGUCACUCGCCUUGUACAACAAUAAGAACUUCGUCGAUUUAUCUGACUACUGGAAAUCCGGCACGUGGGACAUCAUUGAAGUGCCGGCCUACUUGAACAUUUACGAAGGAAGCCAUCCCACGGAAACUGAUAUUACCUUCUACAUCAUCAUUAGAAGAAAAACUCUGUUCUACACCGUCAAUUUGAUCUUGCCCACUGUCCUGAUCUCCUUCCUUUGCGUGCUUGUCUUCUAUUUGCCAGCCGAAGCGGGCGAAAAAGUAACCUUGGGUAUCAGCAUUUUACUGUCACUGGUUGUGUUCCUACUGCUGGUAUCGAAGAUUCUGCCGCCGACCUCACUUGUGCUGCCGCUCAUCGCUAAGUAUUUGCUGUUUACUUUCAUCAUGAACACCGUCAGUAUCCUUGUGACAGUGAUCAUUAUCAACUGGAACUUCAGAGGCCCGAGGACGCAUAGAAUGCCGUUAUGGAUACGCAGCGUGUUCUUGCACUACUUGCCAGCGGCGCUGCUGAUGCAACGACCACGGAAGACCCGCCUCCGCUGGAUGAUGGAGAUGCCAGGCAUGGGCGCACCGCCCCACUCCGCUGCGCCGGCCUCACACGACCUGCCCAAGCAUAUAAGUGCCAUCGGCGCAAAGCAGAGCAAAAUGGAGGCAAUGGAACUGUCGGACCUUCAUCACCAUCCGAACUGCAAAAUCAAUCGCGCAGCUGGUGGUGGGGAGAUGGGAGCUUUGGGCGGCCUGGGUAGUGCCCUGGGCGGCCUCGGCCUCGGAGGAGAGAGGCGAGAAUCGGAGAGCUCCGAUUCCCUCCUGCUAUCACCCGAAGCAGCGAAAGCUACAGAAGCAGUCGAAUUUAUUGCGGAGCAUUUGCGAAAUGAGGACCUUUACAUCCAGACUCGCGAAGACUGGAAGUAUGUCGCCAUGGUGAUCGACAGGCUACAGCUGUACAUCUUCUUCAUAGUCACCACAGCAGGCACAGUUGGUAUCCUGAUGGAUGCCCCCCACAUCUUCGAAUAUGUGGACCAGGACCGAAUCAUCGAAAUUUACAGAGGAAAAUAAACCCAAUUCCUCGCUCUACAAGGACUAAAAUAAAUUACCUAAAUGGCUUCCAUUUCUUGUCGCGAAUUAUAAUGCUCUUUAUUAUUUAUACCUAUAGGUAGGCUUAGAUACAAGCCUAUGAUUAUUAUAUUGGAUACAGUGUAUGGAAACACGGAUUUGAAAAUAUUUUCUUAUUCUUGCUCAUUGUUAUUAUUUGCGAGUUACAACAUAGGAAAUAUUAUAAAUAAGGAAUAAAAUUAGAUUAAUAAAAAAAUACUAACAUGGCUGUGGUCGAAAAAUUAAAGCACAAUAGUUACUGAUCCAUAAGUUGUAAGUUUGUAUUUUAACACGUUACUCAUACAUCAUUAUGUAGCUAUUAAAUGUAAAUAGUUUGCCUAUAAGGUGUUCAAUGAGAUGUCCCAAACCACAUAAAAAAAUAACAGGCGCCUCGGUAGUUUUGUUCCGUCUGUCGUGGAAAGAACAAAGCUGUGUUUUACUGUGUUAAACAUAUAAUCGAUACAAAUGAACUCUUCGAUUUCGAUCGAUCGAUAUGUUUAGGCAAAGUGUGGUCAUUGCCAUUUGCCAUCAAGCAAGCCACUAUAUGCUUGUAGUACAGUCAAUCUGUAGGUUGAGUGGUGAAAAAAAAACCUAAAGGGUAAGGCUUGUUUUUUCUGUUGCCAAAUAAUGUCAGUAAGCCACCUUGGCGAUGGGCAUGUUCAACUCGUAGGCGUUUUUUGAAAAACUCAAUAAAACCGUCAAAAUUUUUUUGAAACGCAUUUUUCUUGUUUUGUAUGCAUUUUAGAAGCUUUUUUUUUUCGACCAUAAUUGUAGAGGGCGUUGAGUACUACAAUUUAUGUCCUUGUUGCAAUCUCGUACAACAAAAAAUGCGCAUUGUAGGUGGCGCUAAAGUCUCAAAAAAAGUGUUUUUUCACUUUUUC
Molecule: messenger RNA, 2570 nt
Organism: Chilo suppressalis (striped riceborer)
Lineage: Eukaryota; Metazoa; Arthropoda; Insecta; Lepidoptera; Crambidae
Source: the annotation of a GenBank genome assembly